Molecule: messenger RNA, 156 nt
Organism: Sclerotinia sclerotiorum 1980 UF-70
Lineage: Eukaryota; Fungi; Ascomycota; Leotiomycetes; Helotiales; Sclerotiniaceae
Exons: 1
Coding region: 1-156 (51 amino acids)
Source: RefSeq, a predicted model, not a curated record
AUGGUCUGGUUUGAUCUUGGCUAUCCUAUCCUAGGUAUCAUUAGUACGGAGUACGAUAUGUCAUUCCUUCAUUCCUUUAUUUUGAGAUUGGAGAUUGGAGAUUGGAGAUUGGAGAUUGGAGAUUUGAGAUUUUUCUGCCAUUCGGGUCUAGUUUGA